AUGCACAUGUUUUACCUACAGUCAAAUCACACGGUGCAGCAAAAUCUGGAACGAAGCCCACUGUUAACCACCGAAGACGAACCCUUCAAGGGCAAUCUACCCGCAGCAAACGUUCUAAUCUGCGAUCGUCUUCACCGUCACUCAAGAAGGUUGAUUCUCCAGGAGCUUCGUUCCCUCUUGAAACACCUCCGUCCAUUAACGACCUUCCGUCAAUCCCGCAUUCUGUGCAAAGAUGUCUUAGUCGAGAUUCUUCCUAUCAAAUCCCUUGUAAGUAAAUCAUCCACCGACCUCGGCUCGCGUUCUCAUGGUUCAAGAAAAUCCCUCGGGCAGCAGCCUCCAGAUGCACCUCGAACAGCAUCUCGUGACCUCAUCCGUGCCGUCUGCAGUACCCUCUGCAGCCAGCUAGUCUCGAGCAGACAACGAGAACACCUAGUGCACGCCCAAUCAAUUUACUCCCUUCUGAAA
Messenger RNA from Dibothriocephalus latus, 465 nucleotides. The record is from the annotation of a GenBank genome assembly. Lineage: Eukaryota; Metazoa; Platyhelminthes; Cestoda; Diphyllobothriidea; Diphyllobothriidae.